CGUCACGCCGAUCAGCUGUGUGCAGCGCCACACAACAACAACAAAAGAAAGGGAGCAGUCGGUCGGGGAGGAAAAACGGGACUGAAGGAAACAAGAAAAGAGGAAGAAAACCUCCCGAUGGACAGUCCUUAAAUUAACUGUUUCUUUUAUAUAUAUAUAUAUACUUUAUUUCUUCCGCGAAGAAACCUAAAAGUUUUUCUAUUUUUCGAAAAGUUAACGCGUCUACCUCAGUUCUACGGAUCCUUUAUUUAUUUUUGUACAUCUUCUCUGCAGCAGGGCUCGUUUUGUACUUUUGCACUCUCGACCAAUCGACGUUGAGCGAUGUCCAGAUGAUCCACGACCUUCGUUGAUGCACUUUAGCACCUUUUGGACCAGAGCCCAGAAACCCUGCAGCUGAUGACCAAAGCGAGCGCCGCCACGCCUCCCCGCCGUCGCCCAGAGCCACGCGCCUCCUUCUCCUCCUCCUCCUCCUCCUCCUCCUCCUCCCUCCCUCUGCCUCGUGCCCUCGCAGGACGUCCUGAGAUGUUCCAGAGGUUCGCCAGCGCUCUGUUCGGGGACGAAGAAGAAGAGCUGAGUCUACGCAACCGGAACGGAGACGGCAAAGAGGAAGAGGACGAUGAAGACUGGAUCCUGGUCAACUACCUGGCUGAAGCUUGCUCCGGAUCCACAGCCGGUCCUGAGGAAGAGGAAGAAGAGGAGGAGGAGGAGGAGGAGGAGGAGGACCUGGUGAUGAUCCCCUCCCCCAUGGCCAGCCCCCCGAUCCGCUACGCCUCCUGCACUUCCCUCAACUCCACGGCUGACGGCGGCGCGGAGGAGGAGGAAGAGGAGGAGGAAGAGGAGGGCGGGUUCCUCCGUCUGGACGCCUGCUCCCUGGAGGAGAGCUGGUUCGUCACGCCGCCACCGUGCUUCACGGGCCGCGGCGUCCAGCCCGUCCUCCUGGAGGCCAGCCCUCUGGAGAACCUGCUGAUCGAGCACCCCAGCAUGUCCGUGUACGCCCACCGCAGUCCCCCCAGGAGGACCCUGGACCCCCUGCCGCGCUCCCUGGACCUGGAUCUGGGCCGCUUGCCCGGAAGCGCGCACGGCGCCCUGACGCCCUCCAACAGGAAGGAGAAGGGGAGGCGCACGCUGGACGGCCCUCGACACAGGCCCGAGGCGCCGGCCGUCCCGCGGCGCUCCUCCCUCCACUCGGCGUGCUACGCCGCGGCGCUCUCCGGCCGCUCCGGCCUCCUGCAGCAGCGUGACGGCAACGCCGGCCAGCGCGGCCAAUCGCUGACCCGCAACGCGCUGCGGCGCCUGAACCUGCUGCGGCCGCCGAAGGGCAGCAGCGCCCAACUGCACCAGCCCAGCCAGAGGCACCUCAACUUCUGAGGAGCCUCCUGCUCCUCCUCCUCCUCCUCCUCCUCCUCCUCUUCCUCUUCCUCUUCCUCCUCCUCCUCCUCGUCUUCCUCUUCUUCCUCCUCCUCCUCCUCUCCCUCUUCCUCCUCCUCCUCCUCUUCAUCACACCUGCCACCUCUGAUUUUUUUUCUUAUCUACAACUCUACACCAGCAACGUGUCAUCACCAGUUUCCCCCCCGACCUGAAAUCUGAUUGGACGGUGAAUUAGGGAAAGUGACUUUGUGAUGUUUUUAUUUUUAUUUUUUUAAUUCUAUCAGCUCAUGUGGCCGGUGGGGUGAAAAGCUCCUCCUCCUCCUCCUCUUCAUCCAUCCAUCUUCAUCCUGAUGAAAAGAAAAAGGUCAUUGUGUGUCCCACAGCCUCCUCUUCAUCCUCCUCAUCCUCUCUUCUUCUUCUUUUUCCAUCUUCUUCUUCACGGACAACUUAAUGAGUAGAAUCAAUGCUGUAGGUCACUUUACUCGGCGGCAGGUUCAUUGAGCGUGGCGGGACGUGGCGAUGACGUCACGAUGACAUCAUGAUGACAUCACGAUGAUGUCACAAAGAUGAUGUCACGAUGACGUCACAGCCUCUGGUUUUUUUUGCGGGCUACUUCCCAGUUGCACAUUCAGGAGACAUUUCCCCAAACCGUCGACAUCACUUGAAAGCGAACGUUUGCAGCGGCGCGAUGUCGCCGUUUGGUUGCCGGUAGCGACGUCGUGCUCGUCGGCGGGGAAGUCGUGACGCAACCAGUCAGAACUUUUAAAAGGUCUUUUUUUUUAAUGUUGUUUUGUUCAUUUUUCUUUGUACCUACAAGAUGGCGAGUUCCUACGUUUCCCAGAAGGCCGCAGCAGAAACGGUCAAUUAAAGGGACGGCGUCGCAGUCGCUCGAAGACGGACUUUUUAAAAAGUUUUGAAAGACGUCGCUCUUCACCAGACUGUCAAGGUGCAUCAUGGGAAAUGUAGUAUCUAGUGUUUGGGGUGUUUUCUUUUAAACCCCACAGAUUGUGACUCAAAGACGGGAUAUCGCCCCUGGUGCUUCGAUGUCGGCCCGCCGGCUCCUCCGACUUUAUGGAAGUUCGUUGUCGUACAACUUUUUAAAUAUUAAACAUAGAAACCUUUACCUGCAGCAGCAGCAGCAGUUACCAGGAGUUUGUUUACUCAGCAUUAUUUUGGGACAUUUUGUCGCAUUCAGAGGUUUAAAGACGGCGUAACGAGGCCGUGGAUCGCCCGGCGCUCUUUUAGAAACCGAUUGCUGUGUUUCCUCAGUGUCGGAGCGUCUCGAUGGGAUUAUUCUGCCCCUUUAAGUUGGUAAAGUGUUUUUUUUUGUCCCGCGCCGCCGGCUGAACCUGAACCUGCCUCUGACUUCGCAAUUCAGUAAUUUUUCACGAUAUUUUUUUUUUUAAAGAAAAACAAAAUACUGGGUUGAAUAUCACUAAACGCCUUGUUUUAACGGUAGCUUUGACAUGAAUAGAAAUGUUAAAAAAAAAUAAAAAAAUAUGUAUUUAAAAACAAAAACAACAAAAAACUUCCAAAAUAUUUUUUUGAAAAGAAAAAAACAAAUUACAUAUCAGUAUGAAGUCGGUAUAUAUGCGUCUCUUUCUCGCGUAGGUAUGUUUGAUCAUGUUAGUGUGCGGUCUGUUGCAUGGUUGUUGAGUUGUGUUGGUGUGACGAUGGUGGAAAAACAACAGAAAAAGAAAAUGGAAAAUUAGUUUUUAUAAUUUUUUUUGUUCUCAAUGAAUCUGCAGUCUACUUCUCAGGGUCACAACCAAUCACCUUUACUCUCUAGGAAAAACUAAUGCAGAUGUAUACUUGAUGGCUGACGUAUGGUUUGUGCGUUUUGUUCAGCUCCGUCCCAGCGAGCUUUUCCCUCGUGAAAAAAAAAUUGUUUGUGAGAAAUAAAUUUUACUUUUUUGGUCCCAGGACUGAAAAUAAUUAAAUUCACUCUUUGACGCUUUUUCAGUCGACCGUUUUAAAUCCAUCGAGAUGGAGAGAAACUGUUUUUAAUUGACAUAAACAUUGUUUUUGAAAUGUACUUCAUGCUUUUUGAACUAUUCUAUUUUUUAACUUAGUUACAUUUUUGCUAAACUGUUAAAAAUAUUUAAACCAAAAAAAGUAGCAAUGAUCUUUUUAAUCUUUUCACUAGUUUUUAUUUUUUCCUAAUUUUUUAUUUUUUUUUUAAUAUUGUGUUGUUUUUGAUGUGUUUGUUACAAGUUCUUGGGCUCCGUGCUCUGAAAUAGUGGGAAAGUAGAGCCGGGGACCGAAUCACCACACUGCAUCAGAAUAAUAAUAUUAAUAAACAGAAUGUCAAAAUCAUUCAUGAUCUCAUAGUUGUGACUUUAAAAGCCGCUAAAUGUUAAAUAAUUAUGACUUCCUAUGAAUUGAUUUUUCAAUACAUUUUAUUCCUGACUUUUCAUCUUCCUUUUUUUAAUGUCUUCUGCAGUACAAAACAAUGAUUUAGUAUUUCUUUGCAGUGUGGUUUCUGAAUCUCCAGUGAUGGUAGCGUUAUUAAAAACGCUCUGUAAAUAAUCCAUAGCUGAGUGGUGUUUUUAAGCUUUUCUAUUAUUUCUCGAUUGGCUUUGCAAUCAGACGUCGUAUAUUUUUUUUUUAAAGGCAAAACUUGCAGACGGAAGUAAUCGGAGGAUCCGCCUCCUCCGUCCGUCGUGAGCCUUUUUCGUUUUUUUUAUUCUUUAUUUCUUCAGUUCAUCUCUCCGUCAUCAAACUAACAGGGAUUUGUAAUGUUUUUAUUUUUGUUUGUUCAAUGCCUUGUAAUUUGUAAAAUGUACAGACAAUGCAUCAGUGAAGAACUUGAACUCCCUUUUUGUUGUUUUGUGUGGACGUCAAGAGUAAAAAAAAAACACAGAAACGGACAUCAGAAACCAGCUAUAAUAAAUAUAUAUAUAUAUAUAUAUAUAUAUAUAUAUAUAUAUAUAUAAUACUCGGAGGAAGCGCCCACCAAGCGUAGUUUUUAUUUUAUUUUUUACAAUGACUCAACAAAAACCAGACAGAAUGAUGUAGCAAAACCCUCUUUUGUCCUUUGUUUGUUUUAAGAAAAAAAGAAAAGUGUGAAGAAUAUUUUGUGGCAUUUUAUUUGUAUUAUUUUUCACCGUGUGUUAAACGCUUUUAUCUUUUCUUUUUUCUUUUAUUUGUAGUUUACUGGAAUAUUACAGCACUUUGCCAAAAAAAAGGAAAAAAAAGGUUUAGGAAUUAUAGGGUUAACUUUUUAUUUAUCAACAUAACUGGUCUCCAUCUUUUGUUUUUUUUGGGAUGUAUGACAGAUCAAUUCACUCUGUUUUCAUGUAAAAAAAAACCAACUAAAUAAAUGCUAAUUAUCAGUGAGGUCAUCUGUUCUCGAACUGUUAUAGUUAAUACAUGUGAUCUCUCAUUAGCCUAAUAAUACAAAUAAUAAUAAUAAAUGUUUUCAUACACAG
Cyclopterus lumpus (lumpfish) is the source of this 4799-nucleotide messenger RNA. RefSeq names its product tumor protein p53 inducible nuclear protein 1 (gene tp53inp1). The record is from RefSeq and is a predicted model, not a curated record. Gene Ontology annotation, cellular component: autophagosome; nucleus. Lineage: Eukaryota; Metazoa; Chordata; Actinopteri; Perciformes; Cyclopteridae. Gene Ontology annotation, biological process: positive regulation of DNA-templated transcription; autophagosome assembly.